AAUUUUCCAGAAGAAAAUGUCAGCAUCUUGUACGGUAUGCGCCCCACACACCACGAGACCAGUCAGCCGCUGCGUAGCGACAAGUUCAGAUCUGUCUUUGUCCCGUCUCGCUAACCAAAGUUAUCUGCCAAGCAGUGAGCCUCGUUGACCAGAGGCUGGAUUAACCAGGUUGAAACGAGCGAGACGACUCAACGGAAGGUGCAGAAUCCGAAAAGCACGCGUUGAAAUCCAGAAAUCCGUAGAAUCCGAUCAGGCCAGAAACCGUCCCUGGAGAGAGCGAGAAGAAGGGGCCCGGGAGCCUCUUGCGUGCACAGCCCUGUCAUCGACGGCGUCGUUCGCCUCAGCGGCAAGAGCGGCAAGAUCGGCUCGACCAAUAGAAGCUCGCCUUCGAUAGUUGGAGAAGCUACCGCGCGCCAACGGCUGCGUCUCGCUCGGCACAGUCGCGAAAAGACGGCGGCGACUCGGCGAGAGAGCGGAAUAACCUCAACGGCUCAACCCCGCGCGCCAGUCCUCCCCGGUGACGAGUAGCGUGCUGGUCUUCAAGUCGCUCGUCAGCUCUCCUCGGCAACAGCAGCAGUCCGAUAACUCCAUCCAUCGCUCUUUUUCGCAAUUCGCAGUGCUUCUUCUGCACGAGGCCGAGAGCAUCGCUCCGUUCGUCGUUGUCUAGCCAGGUGAAUUUGGAAAAAAAUGCGUCGUCUAUCCAGAGGAAAGCAAAGAAAGUCAGAGGCUAACAGUGAUGCUGAAGAAGAAGUUAGUGGCUCUGCAAAAACUGAUAAUGACGAAACUGGAUCUGGAAACGACGUAGAAGUAUCAAAUUCCACAGGAAAGAAGCGCAAUGCGAGAGGUCGUGUCAAGACAAGUGAAGAGAAUCGAGUAGAUGAUAAGGAAGAAGCAGAGGGACAAGAAAAUGGAAAGCCUGCUAGCAAGAGAAGGAAGAAGGACAGCGAUGAAAAUGUAGAGAGUGAAAAAGCAGAAUCAGAUAACGAGACUGAAAGGCCAGUAAACAAAAAAAGAAGAGGCAAACUACAAGACAAAGAUAGCAGCAAAGCAGAGUCAGAAGAAGAAGCCGAAAAACCUGUAAACAAAAAGAAGAGGGGCAAACAGGAUAAGGACAGCGACGUAAGUUAUGAAGAGAAGAAGGACAAAACUGAAGAAAAUGGAAAAUCGGCCAAAGGUAAAAAGAAGGGUAAAACUGCUCGAAAAGAAGAUCCUAAAGAAGCCGAGGAUGAGGAGGAAGAAGACGAAGAGGAAUAUGAAGUUGAAAAAAUAAUUGAUCAGCGUACAAUUAAAGGUCGACGUCAAUUCCUAGUCAGAUGGAAAGGCUACACAGCAGAAUCUGAUACUUGGGAAGAUGAUAAAGAAUUGAACUGUGACAGGUUGAUAGAGGAAUUCCUGACUGAACAGGAAGAGAAAGAUGACUCGCACGAAGAUGACGAAAAUGAAAGGACAGACAAAAAGGCCAAGGGCAAAAAACCAGAUAAAAAGUCUAAAAAAGCAAAGAAAUCUGCUGCCAAAGCUAAAAACGGUUCACCAAAGCAAGCUACUAGGCAUAAGGAAAAAGAAAAAGACUCAGAUGACGAUGAUGAAGACGAGGACGAUGCAAAAGAAUACGAAGUUGAAAAGAUCAUUGAAGUUCACUUCAAAAAAGAUAAAAAACGCGAAUUUUUAAUAAGGUGGAAAGGAUUCUCAGCGACAAGUGAUACAUGGGAACCGGAAGAAAAUUUGAACUGUCCCGAACUUAUCAAUAAGUUCAUGGAGAAAUUAGAUAAAAUAAAGAAUAUAGAAUCAAGGGAGUUAAGAAUGAAUCCUUCACAUACAAAACGCUAUACAUUAACAAUGCAUGCAGAUAAGAGACAAUCUCGGCGCCAUGCUGAUAAACAGAGAGUAACCUACCAUGAAUGCGAUGCGUGAAAAGGAUGAUUAAAUGGAAAAAACCAAGAAAAGUUAACGACUUCAAAACUGUUUGCUAAAUACAAAGUGCAAAUUUGUAUUUAAUAUUAAGUGUUUUAUUUUCAAUUGUAUAAACGUUUUAAUCCGUUAAUAAUAACGUUUAUUUUCAAAAUGUUCACAUAUAUCAUACACCUUGAAUGCAAAAGUAAAAAAUAGGGCUAAAUUUCUUUGAAAUUUUUGAUAAGUUAAAAAUAUUUACGCAUAAGAUAAAGCAAGGAAAUAUGUAAGUGCGCAUAUUGUGGCUAUACAAACUUUCAAUGAAAGUUUACACGACUUGUUCAAUUUAAGAAAUUAGAAUUUUACCCAUAAAAUGAUCAGAAAUGUCAAAUGUGUCCAAAAUCUGCGUUGUGACUUGUCAGUCAUAUAUAAAUAUUAUACAUAAAUAUGCUUAUUUACACACAUUAUAAAUCAGUAAUGUAAUUUAUAAGUUAAAGCACUAUAAGAGAAAAAUUAUAUUAUAAAGUGAAUUAUAUUAAUCAAAUACUAGGUGCAAAGUUUUCAAAAAUGUUUGAUGUAUCUGUUAACCGAUAUAUUUAAUCUAUAAUUUAAUAUUCAUUUUAUAUAUAUUUAUAUAGACUUAUUAUUCAAGUUUCACAUGACUUUUUCAGUUUGAAUGAUAAUUAAAUUUUUAAAUAAUGGUUUUUAAAUGUAUGAGACUUGAAUAAUGAUAAAUUCUAUAUAGUUUUGUCUACAAAUUGUAUUAUUCUACAUAAUAUAUUUCAUAAAAUUGGAAAUUAUAUUAAUACACUGUAGUGAGUUUUUAAAGUUACACAAUCCGCAAUUUAAAACUUUCUUUUAAAUAUAUAAAUGAAAGUUUUUUUGUAAAUUACAAAAUAAUUUUUUAUAAUUUUUCAAACAAAAUUUUAAAGAAUUUUGUUCUUAAAUUGUUCAAUAUAAUUGUGGUAUUUGUUACUUUACUGAAUAAACGCAAUGAAAAAAGUGAAACUGAUUUAAAAUAUAUAGUGAAUUUAUUGUUUUAUUAUAUCUCUCAUUUUAAUUUCGUGCAUCAUACGGAUGCUCGUACAAUUGUCUCUGUAUACCAUCUACAUUCUUUUCAUAAAUUUUGUUUAAUUCUUUAAAAGCUA
Messenger RNA from Nasonia vitripennis (jewel wasp), 3035 nucleotides. RefSeq names its product DNA ligase 1. Bases 688 to 1911 code for a protein of 407 amino acids. Gene Ontology annotation, molecular function: chromatin binding. Gene Ontology annotation, biological process: negative regulation of transcription by RNA polymerase II; chromatin organization. The transcript has 5 exons. The record is from RefSeq and is a predicted model, not a curated record. NCBI's taxonomy places the organism in Eukaryota, Metazoa, Arthropoda, Insecta, Hymenoptera, Pteromalidae. Gene Ontology annotation, cellular component: pericentric heterochromatin.